This is a messenger RNA of Nematolebias whitei (Rio pearlfish), 3859 nucleotides long. RefSeq names its product serine/threonine-protein phosphatase 6 regulatory ankyrin repeat subunit A. Lineage: Eukaryota; Metazoa; Chordata; Actinopteri; Cyprinodontiformes; Rivulidae. The record is from RefSeq and is a predicted model, not a curated record. Gene Ontology annotation, molecular function: protein binding.
GAGCUCGAGUUAAUGCCAAAGAUAACAAGUGGUUGACUCCUCUUCACCGAGCCGUGGCUUCCUGUAGUGAGGAUGCGGUGGCAGUGUUGUUGAAGCACAGUGCGGACGUUAACGCUCGGGACAAAAACUGGCAGACACCGCUGCAUGUAGCAGCAAGCAACAAGGCCGUCCGCUGUGCCGAGGCUUUGGCCCCACUUCUGAGCAAUGUCAAUGUUUCUGACCGGGCGGGACGCACCGCCCUGCACCACGCUGCCUUCAGUGGACACGUAGAGAUGGUGAAGUUGCUGCUGUCCAGAGGAGCCAACAUCAAUGCAUUUGACAAGAAGGACAGGAGAGCCAUUCACUGGGCGGCCUACAUGGGUCAUCUGGAAGUUGUGAAGUUACUGGUUGCCAGUGGAGCUGAGGUCGACUGUAAGGACAAGAAGGCCUACACACCGCUUCACGCAGCGGCCUCCAGUGGGAUGAGCAGCACAGUUCACUACCUGCUAAGCCUUGGUGUCCAUGUGAAUGAGGGUAAUGCCUAUGGGAACACACCUCUCCAUUUAGCUUGUUACAACGGUCAAGAUGUGGUGGUUGGUGAGCUCAUCGAAGCAGGCGCCGAUGUAAACCAGGUGAACGAGAGGGGCUUUUCUCCACUUCACUUUGCCUCUUCCUCGCGUCAAGGUGCGCUGUGCCAGGAGUUGCUGCUGGCCCAUGGAGCGCACAUCAACUUGAAGAGUAAGGAUGGGAAGACCCCCCUUCACAUGGCAGCUACACAUGGAAGGUUCUCCUGCUCCCAGACCCUCAUUCAAAACGGAGCUGACGUUGACUGUGAAGAUAAAAGCAGAAACACCGCCCUUCACAUUGCUGCCCGCCAUGGCCAUGAGCUCAUCAUCACAGCGCUCAUCAAACACGGAGCCAACACUGUCAAGAGAGGGAUUCAUGGGAUGUUGCCUCUACACCUGACAGCUCUCAGCGGCUUCUCAGAUUGUUGCAGGAAGCUGCUGUCCUCAGGGUUCGUCAUAGACACUCCUGAUGACUUUGGAAGGACCUGUCUUCAUGCUGCUGCAGCUGGAGGGAACCUGGAGUGUCUGAACUUGCUGUUAAACAUAGGAGCAGACUUCAACAGAAAGGACAACUUUGGAAGGGCUCCACUGCAUUAUGCAUCAGCCAACUGUAACUACCAGUGUGUGUUUGCACUGGUGGGCUCUGGGGCGAGCGUUAACGAGUUGGACCAGAGAGGCUGCAGCCCCUUACACUACGCUGCUGCAGCUGACACAGAUGGAAAAUGUGUGGAGUACCUGCUGAGGAACGAUGCUGAUCCAGGCGUGAGAGACAAACAGGGUUACAGUGCGGUGCACUACGCCUCGGCCUACGGGCGCACACUCUGCCUGGAACUGAUCUCAAGCGUGAGACCUCUUGAUGUGUUACUGGAGACAUCAGGCACAGACAUCCCCAGAGACUCGGAGAGCCAGGCCUCGCUCAGUCCACUCCAUCUGGCGGCUUACCAUGGACACUGUGGAGCGUUAGAGGUUCUCUUGUCGUCCCUGUUGGAUGUAGACGUGCGCAGCCCAGACGGACGUACCCCCCUCAGUCUGGCUUGCUCAAGGGGGCAUCAGGAAUGCGCGUCCCUGUUGCUGCAUCACAGCGCCUCCCCAAUGGCUCGUGACUACAUACACAAAAAGACAGCCUUACAUGCUGCAGCUAUGAAUGGCCACCCAGAGUGCCUUCACCUGCUUCUGAGCCACAACAACCAACACAUUAACGUGGACGCACAAGACACCAACGGACAGACUCCUCUGAUGCUGGCGGUGCUGAGCGGACACACAGAGUGUGUGUACUCUCUGCUCAGUCAAGGAGCCUGUGUGGAGACUCAGGACCGCUGGGGCCGGACAGCACUGCACCGCGGGGCUGUGGUGGGUCAGGAGGAGUGUGCAGAGGCGUUACUCCAGCGAGGGGUCAGUGUGUGCGUAAGGGACAUCCGGGGCCGCACCCCGCUGCACCUGGCAUCAGCUUGUGGUCAUGUGGGUAUUCUAGGUACCCUCCUGCAAAAUGCCAGCUCAUCUCUCGCUCACACACACCUCGCAGACAACCAAGGCUACACACCGCUGCACUGGGCCUGCUACAACGGUUACGAUGCGUGUGUGGAGGUUCUGUUGGAUCACGAGGUGUUCAGAACCGUUAAAGGCAACUCGUUCAGCCCACUGCACUGUGCUGUUAUGAACGAUAACGAGGGGGUGGCUGAGAUGUUGAUCGACUCUUUGGGUGAAAGUAUUGUCAACACUGCUGACUCCAAAGGAAGGACCCCCCUUCAUGCUGCAGCCUUUUCUGACCAUGUGGAGUGUGUUUCCCUUCUUCUGAGCCACAGGGCUCAGGCAAACGUUAUCGACACUCAGACGCACACGACCCCACUGAUGAUGGCCGCUGUUAACGGGCAGACAAACGCUGUGGAAGUGCUGGUGAGCAGCGGUAAAGCAGACCUGUCUCUGCAGGACACAAACAAGAACACCGCUCUGCAUCUAGCCUGUAGUAAGGGUCACGAAACGAGUGCCUUGUUGAUUCUGGAGAAAAUCAGCGACAAGAACCUCAUCAACUGCACCAACACUGCGCUCCAGACGCCACUGCACGUUGCAGCCAGAAUGGGCCUGACAGUCGUCGUCCAGGAGCUGUUGGUGAAAGGAGCCAGCGUGUUAGCAGUGGAUGAAAAUGGUUACACCCCAGCUUUGGCUUGUGCUCCAAAUCGUGAUGUAGCCGACUGCUUGGCUCUCAUCCUCAACUCAAUGAUGCCCACCUCACCCAUGGUCACGAUAGCAGCCUUACCCACCCUGUCUCUCACUCAGACGGUCAUCAACCACCACCCCGCCUCGAACCACAUCUCCAAAGGUGUUGCCUUUGACACCCCACCCGCUCUGAGACCUGACCACACCUCGUACUGCAGGCCCGAGAGGCCGCUGUCCUCCAUUUCUGCAGAUGAUGAACUGAAUGACUCCGACUCGGAGACGUACUGAGGACAGGGACAGACCUGUAGAUAAUUCUGGCGGGCUAGCCAGCCACUCAGGAGCCUUAACAGAUAACUGACAGACAGAUGGAGACAAUGGGGCAGGUUAUUUUUAGGUAAGCUUCUUCAAAAUCUAAAAAUAACCUUUAUAUAAACCACAUACCUGUUAUCCUAAGGUGCAUCCCCACUCAAGGGGAACUACAGUGUAGAUGAAAGUGCAGACACACUACAGUUUUUAGCCCUGACAGCACUGCACGGUCAGUAACAUGACCUGUAUCUUUUCAAAUAUGAAACAGUAUUUUAUUUUAUGAGCUAAGCUUGAACCGUUUGUGGAUUUUCUCUUAAAUGGUUUUAACCCUUUUCAAAGGUUUGAACCUGUUUCUUACAAGAGCUCCAAGUGAUGUAAGGCUCAGAGGAUGUUUUUUAAAGCAUGAUUGCCUGAAGCAACAGAGGAACAGUCUAAUGGGACCAGCUGAUUAAGGUUCUUUCCUACUGUACUUAAUGCUUUUUUAUUUAUAGUUCCUCGUUCAGCUGUCAUGCAGACCCUGACGACUGUCACGAACGUUAAUCAUGUUGAGUAGAUGAUUAUGAAACCACCAGUCAUUAAUGAAUUCUUUAUAUUUAUAUGUCUGAGAGCUGAUUGUGACAGCAGGUAGAUGUCAGACCCAUUUCCUGUACAGCUGUUUCAACCUGAAUGAACGACCUGUGGGAUUGUCACCUUUCAAUGCUGAAACUAUUUAAUGAUUGUUUUCUGUACUGGAGGCUGAAAGCAGUGACUGUGUGUGUGCGUGCGUGUGUGAGAGUGUGUGAGCGAUGAAGACAGACAUUACUAAAUAUUGCCUUUUUAGGAUUAUGCAAAUUUCAGACAGAGGUUGGAUACUU